Neoarius graeffei (lesser salmon catfish) is the source of this 5170-nucleotide messenger RNA. RefSeq names its product cyclin dependent kinase 12 (gene cdk12). The transcript has 15 exons. Gene Ontology annotation, biological process: protein phosphorylation; transcription elongation by RNA polymerase II; positive regulation of transcription elongation by RNA polymerase II. Gene Ontology annotation, cellular component: cyclin/CDK positive transcription elongation factor complex; nucleus. NCBI's taxonomy places the organism in Eukaryota, Metazoa, Chordata, Actinopteri, Siluriformes, Ariidae. The record is from RefSeq and is a predicted model, not a curated record. Gene Ontology annotation, molecular function: RNA polymerase II CTD heptapeptide repeat kinase activity; cyclin binding; ATP binding. Bases 756 to 4256 code for a protein of 1166 amino acids.
GGCGGGCGCGCGCACAGUCAGGCAGCGAGAACGCGCACAGUUGUGAGCUUCGCAACAAUGGCCACCUCGGACUCUAAAGCGGUUCUUUAAAUCCACGAACAUCGCCCUAAAUAUCGGCCUGGUUUCCUUUCAGAGCUGCUAAAAAAUAAACUGGAAUAAAUUCUGCACACGAAUAUAUGAUUAUUGCCGAUAAAUAUUAAAAAAAACCUCAAAGAUACUACUGAGAAAUAUUAAAAGCGAAUCAUGUAAACAGAACUAACCGGCUUGCAAGUUUUUUUUCAGUUUAGUGAACCAUUUAUCCAUAUAUGAUGGAUUUCUAUUCGUUUCUCAACCUUUAAAAGACUCAAAUACAAAAGCUCGGUGCCGGGGAAGGAUAAAGCACUGAAAACGAGACUUUUAUCCUUUCAGUUUUUUGUGUUUUUUUGAAAAGAGCUCGCUCGCUAGCUUAGCUUAGGUUAGCUUAGCACAGCUAGCUAGCUGAACGAGGCGAGGAGAGGAGAGGAGAGAGUGCGCAGCGGCCUCGCAGUGGGUUUGAGGUGUUUUUCCCCGUCAGGCUCCGGGAGAGGGAACUGUGACCGCAGCAGAGAGAGCGUGGCGGAGGGAAUCGCGGUUAAAGGCGGAUUUAUGUUCCAGCGGUGUUGUGUUUAAGGCCAGAGGAGAGCGGAGGCGCGCGCUGCGGGCCGGGCAUGAGUUCCGGGUAAAGCGGUUCCGAGAGCAGCGCGAACUGUAAGGGAGCGUGGUGGGCGGAAUAAGGCAUGCCUGGCUCGGACCGACAUCAUGUCACCAAGCGGAAGUCGGAACCUGAAUACAAACAAGCAGCGACGGCCACCACCGGAAACGCCGACUCCAGGCUUCAUCAGACCAAAUCUACAGGCUCCUCCUCGUCCUCCUCCUCUUCAUCCUCCUCCUCAUCAUCGAAACACAACAAACGCCACAGGGCGCCCAGGCAGGGCAGCCGGGCCGACUCUCCGGUGGAGCCCCCUGUCGUCUCCAUUAAGCCUCUGGUGGAAUACGAUGACAUAAGUUCCGAUUCGGAUGAGUUCCUGGACCCUCCCGGACCUCCGGCCGAGAGAGAGCAGAAUGAGCUGUACCGUAACAGAGAGAUCCGGACUCAUAAACGCAAACGCUCGAGGAGAAAGUCCAAAGACCCGCAUCGGGUCCGGGAGUCGGGCGACGACGGAGACAGAGACGCCAAGAUGAAGAAGAUGAGCGACCGAGAGGGAAAAGACGCAAAGCGGAAAAGCAGAGACAAGCUCGCGUCCGCUGUGGGGGUGUCUCGCCCGGACGGUGACUCGGGUUCGAGGCGGGAGCUCGCCGAGUCACAUUCGUCCUCUGCCGGCCUUCAGUUAUCUGAGUCGUCGAGCGCGGCGUCGCAGAAAAACAAAAUCAAAGAAUCCCACGAUUCGUCCCACAGGUCGUCUCACCGCUCGCACCGGAACAAGGCCGAGCACGAACACGAGCGCGAGCACUCGGACCGCAGCCGCCGCAAGGCGUCCAAAAACCGGAAAGGUGGCUCGUCUCGAACUGGAGGUGGCGGCGGCGGCGGCGGUGGUGGGGGUGGUGCCUCAGUCUCCACCUCCUCCCCUGUGGACCCAGAGGACGGGUACUCGUCCCGGCGCCGUGCGAGCACCCCGAGUCCGUACCGGGACAGCUCCCGGAGGAGCAGGCAAAGAUCCGAGAGUCCGUACUCACGCCGGAGAUCCUCCAGCUACGACCGGGAUGGGAGUCCAUACGGGAACAGACGCUCGUGCAGCACCAGUCCGGUGUCCCGGCGCUCGAUCCGAUCACGCAGUCGCUCUCCUCUGUACUCGUCGUCUCGUCGAUCCUCUUCACACUCGCGCAGCAAGAAACACACUUCGCUGGGUGGAGCCAGCGGGAGCUCCACCUCUAGAAGCCGCCCAGCCAGUCGCUCCCCUUCGUCUUCUCGCCUGCCCAUUUCGUCGAGCCUGGGGGCGGAGCUUACACGCAGGAAAAAAGAGAGACAGGCUGCAGCGGCAGCUCGGGCGGCUGCGACUCCGCCCACUCAGCCUCAAGACCAGAAGGUGGACCUAGAGUCAGGCCCGCCCCCAGCACCAGAGCCCCCUCUGCCUGCUCCUGCUCUGAAUCCCAUCGCUCCAGAAGAAAUGGAUGUAGCACCGCCUCCUCCUCCACUUCCUGCAAAUUCCCCGCCCCCUCUUCCUUUGAACUCUCCACCUCCGCUUCCUUUAAACUCUCCACCUCCGCUGCCUUUGAAUUCACCACCACCGCUUCCUCUGAACUCUCCUCCUCCACUUCCUACUUCAGCCCCACCUACAUCCUCAGCCCCGCCUCCUCAGCCAAAAAGCCCUCCCCACAAAACCACUCCGAUCAAAACCUCCACCCUUCCGCCCCUCCCUCUACCACCGGCACUACUGGGAGACUGCAGGGACAGUCCGAAGAAGGUCACGCCCACUCACCGUACCUCAAGGAAAGAACGAGAGAAAGAACGAGAGAAAGAAAAAGAGAAAGAGGUUAGGACACGCCUUCUUAGUGACUUGCCCCUCCCACCUUUACUACCUGGAGGGGAUUCAUCUCCACCCCUUUCACCUGUGCAAGAAGCCCCGCCCCCUGUACAGCACACCUACAAGAAGAGACCAAAGUUCUGCUCUCCUCGUUUUGGUGAGAAGAGACAAACCCAGAUCGACUGGGGGAAACGCUGCGUGGACAAGUUCGACAUCAUCGGCAUCAUCGGGGAAGGAACAUACGGACAGGUGUAUAAAGCCAAGGACAAGGACACAGGUGAGCUGGUGGCCCUGAAGAAGGUGCGUUUGGAUAAUGAGAAGGAGGGCUUCCCCAUCACAGCCAUCCGGGAGAUUAAAAUCCUCAGACAGCUGAACCACCGCAGCGUCGUCAACAUGAAGGAGAUCGUCACAGACAAGCAGGAUGCACUCGACUUCAAAAAGGACAAAGGAGCGUUCUACCUCGUGUUUGAGUACAUGGACCAUGACCUGAUGGGGCUGUUGGAGUCGGGCCUCGUCUCGUUCUCACACGAACACAUCCGCAGCUUUAUGAGGCAGCUGAUGGAGGGACUGGACUACUGUCACAAGAAGAACUUCCUGCACAGAGACAUCAAGUGUUCCAACAUCCUGCUCAACAACAGCGGACAGAUAAAGUUGGCUGAUUUCGGGUUGGCGCGUCUGUAUAACUCGGAGGAAAGUCGGCCGUACACCAACAAGGUGAUCACGCUGUGGUACCGCCCACCUGAGCUGUUGCUGGGGGAGGAGAGAUACACACCUGCCAUCGAUGUCUGGAGCUGCGGGUGCAUUCUGGGAGAGCUCUUCACGAAGAAGCCCAUUUUCCAGGCUAAUCAGGAGCUGCUGCAGCUUGAGCUCAUCAGCCGUCUGUGUGGCAGUCCGUGUCCUGCAGCGUGGCCUGACGUCAUUAAACUGCCCUACUUCAACACCAUGAAGCCCAAGAAGCAGUACAGACGCCGCUUACGAGAGGAGUUCUCCUUUUUGCCCUCUUCAGCUCUGGACCUCUUUGACCGUAUGUUGACCCUUGACCCCUCACGAAGGUGUACAGCAGAGCAGGCUCUGGCGAGCGGGUUCCUCUGUGAUGUUGACCCCAGUAAGAUGGCGCCUCCAGAUUUGCCUCACUGGCAGGACUGUCAUGAGUUGUGGAGUAAGAAGAGGCGGAGACAGAGGCAGAGCGGGCUGACCGAGGACGCGCCUGUUCAGAAAGCAGCGCAGCAGAAGGACUCGGGGAGCACAGCCAGCCGAGAGAACAGUCAAUCAGCACCCAGCUCCUCCCCCGCCCCGCCCCCCACCACACACACUGACCUCACAGGUCUGGGUGCGGUCACUGAUCAGUUGAAUCAGACGGAGAUGGCGGUGCUGCUGAACCUGCUGCAGGGUCAGACCGAGCGUCUCACUCUCCCUCAGAUGGCUGAGCAGCUCCUCUCUUCCUCCUCCUCACUUCCUGUCCCUGACUCCGCCCCAGACGCAGACUCCUCUCAACAGCUGGAGCUGCUCAGCCACACCCUCUCAUCUCUCAUUCAGGCAUCCAAUAGCGUCCCGACUGCUGCUGCUGCUCCUCCUCAACCUGAGGCUCCUCCCCCAGAAGCCCCGCCCUCAGACGACACCACCGGCCUCCUUGCACUUCUCCUGAGCCAGCUGAUUAAAGCUCCGCCUCAGGGGGUGGGUCAAGGUGAGGAGAGCAACGGCGUCCAGUCGGACGGGGCGGUGACGAGAAGUGGCUCCGCCUCCCUUUCAGGCGCCGACUGCAAGGGAGCUUGCUGAAGGUAGUGAGUGUGGAACUGAAGAAACGUCAGCGUGCGCGCACACAGCGGUUUGGGUUUGUCGCUUCUUUACAGCGUCACGCCUCAUUUGCAUAAAAGUGAGAAAAUAUCAGUUCAGAGGUCGCUGAAGUCGCAGCUCUGGGCCGGGCGCAUGAAGAGAAUAAAUCUGAUCUAAAUAAAUCGCUCAUGAGUGUGAACGGAGUGAUUCAGUCCCGUUUUACAUUUUUGGUACAAAAUAAUAAAACUUUCUGUUCAGAUUCAGACGUGUGACUCCUCAGAGCUGCUCAAGGUUUAUCUUAUAACUGUGUAAUAAAUUUAGAGCAGGUCAAUUUGCAUAAAUUAAAUAGACUGGUGUGUGCUCCUGUGAGUGGAGAGUAAACCGAGGAUACAGGAGCACGCGCGCACACUGCAUGAGUGGAGCUGUUAACGUGGUGAACGCUGUCCGGUCUGAUUUCGCAUCAGCGUGAGAUCGGACUGUUAUUAAUCCUGACAGUGCAUCGUAGAAUAAAGGAGUAACGGAGCACUAACGUGACAUUCUUCACUGGAGUGAGCGAGCACAGGGUCUAGUGUUUAUAAACGUGUUAUUAAAGGGUAAUAAUCACACAUGUGGACUGGGGUUAGAGUCGGGCGUCUGGAUGAUUUUAUAUUUGCGUUACACUUCCUCAGUCGCAGUUCGCCUCCUGAUCAUCUGUGUUUGUGUGUUUUUAUGUCACUUGGUUUUUUUGGGGUGUGUGUGGGGGGGACACGGUGUCGCAGUGUGUCCUCUCGGCCAACGUUGAAUAAAUUAUGAGCUGAACACGAACAGCAUGUCUUUCUUUUUCCUUUCCUUAUUUUUUCAGUUCAUUGUUUUCACCUCGUCAUUAUUUUCACUGCACAUGAAGAGUUUUAUUAAAAUCUAAAACAUGAUCAAAUAAA